Henningerozyma blattae CBS 6284 is the source of this 588-nucleotide messenger RNA. It is a transcript of the gene TSA2, whose product is annotated as thioredoxin peroxidase TSA2. Gene Ontology annotation, biological process: response to oxidative stress; cellular response to stress; hydrogen peroxide catabolic process. Gene Ontology annotation, cellular component: cytosol. The transcript has a single exon. Gene Ontology annotation, molecular function: thioredoxin peroxidase activity. Lineage: Eukaryota; Fungi; Ascomycota; Saccharomycetes; Saccharomycetales; Saccharomycetaceae. The coding region runs from base 1 to 588 and encodes 195 amino acids. The record is from RefSeq and is a predicted model, not a curated record.
AUGGUCGCCCAAGUUCAAAAACAAGCCCCAGCUUUCACCAAAACAGCCGUCGUCGACGGUAUCUUCGAAGAAGUCUCCUUGGACCAAUUCCAAGGCAAAUAUGUCAUCUUGGCCUUUGUCCCAAUGGCUUUCACUUUUGUCUGCCCCACCGAAAUCAUCGCCUUCUCCGAUGCCAUUGAAAAAUUCAGACAACAAAACUGUGAAAUCCUAUUUGCCUCCACCGAUUCAGAAUACACUCUGUUGUCCUGGACCAACCUAGCAAGAAAAGACGGUGGCCUGGGUCCAAUCAAUAUCCCACUAUUAUCCGACAAGAACCACUCCUUGGCCAGAGACUACGGUGUGUUGUUGGAAGACGAAGGUGUUGCUCUAAGAGGUUUGUUUUUGAUCGACCCAAAACGCGUCAUCAGACACAUCACCAUCAAUGAUUUGCCAGUCGGCAGAAACGUCGAUGAAGCUUUAAGAUUGGUUGAAGGUUUCCAAUGGGUCGACAAGAAUGGUACUGUUUUGCCAUGCAAUUGGACUCCUGGUAAAGCUACCAUCACUCCAAAUGUUGACGACAGUAAGGAAUAUUUCCAAAACGCAAACUAG